AUGGCUGCAGCUGCCGACAACGCACCCGGUCCAUCCGACCCGGCGAGGGCCCCUUCCUCGUCGUCCUCGACCCCGACCCCGCCCCCGCCGCGGCCGCGCAUCGACACCCUCAUCCUCGAUGCGGGCGCCCUCAUCUCACAGACACCCCUCGCAAACCUCGCCACUCACUACAUCAUGCCUCCCGCCGUCCUCGCGGAGCUCAAGGACGUCUCGGCGCGAAACUACCUCGCCUCGCUCCAGAUGCGCAACGACUUUGACCUCGAGCUCGUACAGCCCUCGUCCGAGUCCAUGGCCGCCGUCACCGACUUUGCGCGCAGGACCGGUGACCUCGCCGUCCUCUCCAAGCAGGACCUCGAGGUCCUCGCACUCACCUGGAUGAAGGAGAACGACAAGUUCGGAGGCUGGAGGAUCCGCAAAGAGGUCGGCGGAAAGACGGGCCAGCAGAUGUACGACCUCGGACUCACCUCAGAGAAGCCGCCGCAGCUCGCCGACGGGGAGGGGAAAAAGAAGAAGAAGAAGGGAUCCAAGAAGCCGAAACAGGCCAAGUUGGCACAAGAGGCGGCGGCAAAGGGAGACGAAGGCCAGGCCGACGACGACCAGUUUGAGGAGACGCCAGAGGCCCCCGUCGAGGCGGUCGAAUCGUCCAAGGACGCGGACGCAGAGCUCGCACAGCAGCUCGACGCAAAGGCCACACUCGAGCAGAAUUCGACCCAGGCGGCAUCACAGCAGCCGACAGAAUCCUCGCCCGGCGAUGGCCGCUCCGCGCAGGCGGACGCCCACAUCGACACGGCGCCGGCCAACGAGGAAGAGGUCGAGGUGGUCGAGGAUGAGUUCGAUGAAGACGACGGCGAGGGAGAGUGGAUCACGCCGACCAACAUCCAAUACCACAAGAACGUCUCGCUCGGCCUCAUCACGCACGAGACCAAGCCACCGGCGCCCGCGCAGGCCGACGGCGGACGCCGCCCAAGGGGCUGGGAGACGGUCUCGCGGCCGCACAAGGAGAGCAGCGCGCGCAGCAAGUCUCGCUCGCACCACCUGCCCUUUGGCGCCGGGCGAGCGGCGGGCGCCAAGAGCAAGGCCAAGCAGCCGCAGCACCUGGCCGUGGCGUGCAUGACGGGCGAUUUCGCCAUCCAGAACGUGCUGCUCCAGAUCGGCCUGGCGCUGGUGGGCAUCAACGGGCAGCAGAUUUCGCAGGUCAAGUCGUACGUGCUGCGCUGCCACGCCUGCAUGAAGGUGUGCAAGGACAUGGAGAAAAAGUGGUGUCCGAGCUGCGGCAACGCCACCCUGAUGCGCGUCACGGCCUCGGUCGACACGCGCGAUGCCGGCAAGGGUGGCGACGGGCUCAAGGUGCACCUCAAGCCCAACUUCGAAUACCGCAAGCGCGGAACCGUGUACAGCAUGCCGCUGCCCAAGCCCGGCAGCGCAUCGGGCGGCAAGACGUCCGGGUCCAACCUCAUCCUCCGCGAGGACCAGGUCGAGUGGCAGCGGGCCGUGGCGCUCGAGGAGAGCCGGAAGAGGAAGGAGGAGAGGAGGAGGCAGAGGGCCCUCGAACAGGGUAAAGAUAGCCUCUCGAUGCGCUACGAAGAGGCGUGGGACGCCGGCGAAAUGUUCCUCUACGGCGACUCGGCGCCCAAGACGGGCGGACUGCCCGCAAUCGGCAUGGGACGCAAGAACCCGAACGAGGCCAGGAGGGCGAGGAAGUAG
Pseudozyma flocculosa PF-1 is the source of this 1704-nucleotide messenger RNA. RefSeq lists its product as uncharacterized. NCBI's taxonomy places the organism in Eukaryota, Fungi, Basidiomycota, Ustilaginomycetes, Ustilaginales, Ustilaginaceae. The record is from RefSeq and is a predicted model, not a curated record. The transcript has 2 exons. Gene Ontology annotation, cellular component: preribosome, small subunit precursor. The coding region runs from base 1 to 1704 and encodes 567 amino acids. Gene Ontology annotation, molecular function: RNA endonuclease activity. Gene Ontology annotation, biological process: ribosomal small subunit biogenesis; maturation of SSU-rRNA.